Molecule: messenger RNA, 1776 nt
Organism: Chaetomium fimeti
Lineage: Eukaryota; Fungi; Ascomycota; Sordariomycetes; Sordariales; Chaetomiaceae
Exons: 5
Coding region: 325-1776 (483 amino acids)
Source: RefSeq, a predicted model, not a curated record
AGCUCGAGCCCAGCAAGGUGCUCCACCUUUGUCUCGCCGCUGGGGGGUAUCAGACCUCCUGACCAGGCACUGUCAACCACGGUCUAGACUCCGGUUGAACAGGUCCCCAUGCUGAUGCAUACCCGAUUUGCAUUUUAAGUGUUUGAAUACCCAUCUCUGGAACGUGCGACAUCAGACAAAUCUCAGUUUUUGCAUUCCCCGCGCACGGCACCAAAGGCGGUUUUGCCCUCUUCGUUGUGGUCAAACCCCCUCUUUGGCGGACUUGCUGGUUCAACAUUCAGUGGUCUCUUUGGCCGAUACAGCGGUGCUCAUUGACAAAUCGCAAUGUCUUCACGUCGCAGCAACAGUCUCUCGCCUCCGGAGCGUCGGGACACAGUCGACCCAGGGGCUCAUGAACUAGCAGAGGCAUCCGACUCCGAGGAGCACUACUCGGACGCCCAGUCUGGGCCCAUGUCCCCCUCCCGAGCCUCGCCCAUCCCGAAGACUAGAGUCGAAAAGAUCGACGACAAGCCGGCGUACGGGGAAGUCCCAGGUACGCAGGCCUAUCGCUUGAGGGAGGGUGAUGCCGAGCCGGAUGAGAUAGCCAUCAUUCCCGACCCCAAGAACCCCCCCGAGCCCGAGCCCGAGCAAACAUCGCCGUCACCUACACCUGGUGGGCGCCCCAUCCCAAAAACAGUGGUAGAGGAGACGCCGGAUGUUGAGGGCUCGGUGACACAUUCGGAGAACAGGCAGAGGCGCAAGUCGGACGCACACCCAGACCUGGUGGUCAAGGCCGACGGAAAGGUGGAAGAUGGUGGGGCAGCAAAUGAUACUCCAAUAGCAUCGUCUCUGAAUACCCCUACCACAUCGGAACGCAAGAGGAGGAAAUCCUCGCUUGCUCUGAAACGGUCCCCGUUAAGCCCCGGCCUGCCAGGCGUUGAAAGCGCCGUAGACGGGGACGACUUCGGGGACGACGAAUUCGGGGAUGACUUUGACGAUUUCGAAGAGGGCGGCGAAGACGGCGACUUCGACGACGACUUCGACGACGGCUUCCAAACCCCCGCACAACAACCACCACCGCAGCCACCCCCAUCAGCCCCAUCCGCUCCAUCUCUCUCUUUUCCAAUCCCCACCUUCGAAGACCUCACCCCCACCGAGAUAACCACCCUCACCGAGCCCUACCUAACCGCGCUCUUCCCACCGCCACCCUCCCCACCAACCCCGCUCCCGACCCCCUCCGCCAAAGAGAACCCCAUCUUCCUCACGCCGCGCUCGGCCUCGCUCUGGUCGCAGCUCGUCGCCCCGCCCCCGCUCCAGCCGCCGGACUGGAUCCGCUCGCGCAUCCGGCGGCUGUUCCUCGUCUCGCUCGGCGUGCCCGUCGACCUCGACGAGAUCCUGCCGGCGUCGUCCAAGCAGAAGAAGCUGGUGCUGCCGUCGCUGCACCGCACCACCUCGUCCGGCUCGCUCAAGAGCCGCGCGUCGAGCGACUCGCGCGGGCGGGCGACGAUGGCUAAGGGGGCGGCGGCGGCGAGGGCGGCUGCGGGUGGUGGUGGUGGGAAUGGUGGGGGGGAUGGGAGGAAGGAUUCGGGGGUGUGUAUGCUGACGGAUGCGGCGCUGGGGGGGAUGACGGACGGGGAAUUACGGGGACAUGCCGGGCGGCUGGAGACGAUGCAGGGGACGGCGCAGGGUGUGUUGACAUACUGGCAGAAGAGGACGGAUGAGAAGAUUGGGGAUCGGGAGGCGUUUGAGGGGGUCAUUGAGAAUCUGGUUAAGCAUGCGAAGAAGAUGAGGAAGUAG